Bicyclus anynana (squinting bush brown) is the source of this 2224-nucleotide messenger RNA. It is a transcript of the gene Hakai, whose product is annotated as E3 ubiquitin-protein ligase Hakai. Lineage: Eukaryota; Metazoa; Arthropoda; Insecta; Lepidoptera; Nymphalidae. Bases 440 to 1525 code for a protein of 361 amino acids. The record is from RefSeq and is a predicted model, not a curated record. Gene Ontology annotation, molecular function: ubiquitin protein ligase activity. The transcript has 9 exons. Gene Ontology annotation, biological process: regulation of cell adhesion; protein ubiquitination.
UGUGUUAUGUGUUUGCUAAGUUUGUUUUGUUCGUUGUCUGUGGUAAAGUAUUGGAAUUUGAGAGUUUGAGACUUCGAAAAUGUAAUUUUGCCUAUAUUUUUCUAAUUUGUUCCUGAUUUACUGAAUAAAUAUUGUAUAUAUUUGUGUAAUUAUAUUAACCUUAUUUGGAAUAAUCGCACAUUUAAAGUUAUUCAAGUUCAAGUUAGGUUAGCUUGGUUUGGAAAUUGAAGCUGUGAAUUGCACACGUCAAGUAAAAAUAAACAAAUAACGAGAAAAGACAGGUUAAGAACAUAUUUAUUAAUUUCGUUUUAAUAAUUUUGUGAAUUUUUCAAAAAGGCCAAGUAAAUAAUCACAAGAUUUUUUCUUGUUUACAAUUUAGCGUCAAUUGCGAUCCGUAAGUUAAAGUUGAGUGAGAGAGAAGAGUUUUUGAAGCACUAAAAUGAACGGUGAGAAGAGAAACUCCCGCGGGAGGGGUAGAGGUCGAGGACGGGGGAGGGGACGCGGUCGAGGGCGCGGGAGGGGCAAGAAGGUGGCCAAAGUGAUGUCUUCUGAUGAAGAAGAGUGCUCUGUUGAGGAGACUGUACAGGACCAGGAGGAAGCCAUGGUAGAGGAUGUUAAAGAGGAGCCACAGCACAAUGAACCUGUUAAAAUGGAAGUGCCGUCAGACAUAUCUCAGCUGGAAGCCCCAGUGUUCACGACCCUGCAGCGAGGUCCCCCCGAGCCUAUGCUGCGCCUGGACUGGAGCCACCGUGCCACCCUUAUUGGGGAGAAAGUGCUCAAUCCCAUGAUAUACUGCUGUGAUAUAUGUUCCAAACCUAUACUCAUUUAUGGAAGAAUGAUCCCAUGCAAACAUGUUUUUUGUUUGUCAUGUGCGAGAGCUGAUCAUACACAUUGCCCGCGCUGCAGAGAAAAGGUGUUGCGAGUAGAACAAACAGGUCUGGGAACUGUGUUCAUGUGCACACACUCGGGGACUCGGUAUGGCAACACUGGCUGUAGGAGAACUUAUUUGUCACAGAGAGACCUGCAGGCUCACAUAAACCACAGGCACGUCUCCUCGGGAGGAGGGGAGACCAAACAGGAGGCUGAACCUCCACCGCCUUCUGUUGCGAUUGUCAAACCACUUUCUGUGCCGAGCAGCGCGAACGACCCGCGCGCGCACGCGCACGGCGGCGAGCGGCGCGGGCGCACCAACCUCAUCACCGUGCCCAUACACGACCCGCCCGACGCGCACGCCUACUACUCCUACUACCCGCAAACCCCGCAGCCGGUGCCGCCGCCCGCGCUGCCGCCCGCGCCCAGCGUGCCGGUGCUGCCGCACGCGCUGAGCGUGCCGCCGCCGCCCUACUACGGCGCGGCGCCCUACGCCUCGCCCGCGUACGCGCCGCCGCCCGUGCCGCCGCUGCAGAGCGCCGUGCCCAUCGCCGCCGUGCCGCCGCUCGCGGACGGCGCGCGCUGGCCCGACGGGUACGCGCCGCCCGCGCCGGUGCAGCCGUGGCCGCACACGCAGCACCACUACUACAGGUAGCCCCCGUACCGACACGAGUCGGACCACUACCAGUACAGCGAUUAUGGAGCUGAGUGAAUUAGUGCUUACAAACUCACACGUACUAACUGCAGAUAAAAUAUACACUCUAUGAAGUAUGUUAAGUGUUAUUAUAAGUAUUUUUAGUUUAAAUAAUGAACUGUUGUAAUCACUUGUAUUGGUCGAGUGGACCGUGAUGGAUCAUUGUGAAAUUGGAUCAAUAUUACAUAUAUAUAAAUUAUUUUUAAUUUAAAUUCUGUGUAUUGUCUAUGAAUGUAUAGUAUAAACGAAUAAUCUGACUGAUGUAUGUACAUAAAUCGCCAUUAUAUGGCUAUUUUUAUGAAAUGCUCAUAAAAUUAGGUACUUGUGAAUGUGACAACCAGCAAAAACACAUUUAAGAUAAUCGUUUAUCAAACAGUGUUUUUUAUUAUUGAGUUAAUUGGUUAUUUUUCAUGUUAUUUAAUUAUUAAAUUACGCAAAAAUUAAUAAACCAAACUCGAAUUUUAUUGUUUAAUCGAAGUUUCAGUCAAUUUAAUUUAAAUGCUAUUUUUGAAACAUUAAAUAUUAUUUAUCACUAGAAAUGUCCAUCUUAACCGUUAUAACGAUUUUUACAAAUGAUGUAAUUGAAAUUAUCUAUAAAAUAAGAAAGAAUAAAUAGAGGAUUUGUUAAUUUAAAUAUAAUAUUUGUUUUACCUACAAAAA